AUGUCGUCAAUGAUCAACCAAAGUGGAAGAAGUAGAAAGAAAAGCGAGAGGAUAUUACUAAAGACGACAUUCAACAAAUUCACUAAUGAAGAAUCCAAUCCAUUGCUUAUUGAUAUUGAAGAUGAAGACACUGAAGGAAACAAAAUAGUACAACCUCAGAUUAGAAGAGAAGGACAAAAGAAGUGUUCAACACCUAAGAAGAAAACUAAAAAACAAACUGGUGGUGUGGGGGAACGUGUUAAUCGCACACCAGCUCAUUCAAUGCGAAUGGAUCUUAAAGUUGUAGGUUUGAGCUCAGAUUCAAAAAAGAACAUGAAACCCAAAGUCAAUGUGAAGAAGUUUGAUAGAGGAAAUUCAAGUUAUGAUUAUGUUGUCUACUUAUUGGCAGGUUUGAUUGAAAGUUAUGACAUGACAGAAGAUAGUGGAAUAAAUAAGGAAAAUGAAUUAAGAACAAAAAGACGAUUUGAUAAAUGUAAGAUAAAAGGAAAAGAUAAUGUUACUAACAAGAAGCUUGAUGAAGAUGAAGACUCUGAUUUUGAAGAUGACAAACUUGUGGUAACAAGGAAAAAGAGAAGGCAUUAUACUUCAUUCAAAAAUGAUGACAAAGAAAAUGUGAAGAAAUUUAAAAGACAAAGGAAUAAAGAAGGAAAUGUAGUGAAGGCAAGAAAACUGCCUAAAGUUGUAGCAAGUGAUGCAUAA
Lactuca saligna is the source of this 699-nucleotide messenger RNA. Lineage: Eukaryota; Viridiplantae; Streptophyta; Magnoliopsida; Asterales; Asteraceae. The record is from the annotation of a GenBank genome assembly.